Lacerta agilis (Sand lizard) is the source of this 1138-nucleotide messenger RNA. RefSeq names its product transmembrane protein 192 (gene TMEM192). The transcript has 6 exons. NCBI's taxonomy places the organism in Eukaryota, Metazoa, Chordata, Lepidosauria, Squamata, Lacertidae. The record is from RefSeq and is a predicted model, not a curated record. The coding region runs from base 82 to 924 and encodes 280 amino acids. Gene Ontology annotation, cellular component: lysosomal membrane; late endosome.
CGGGGCGUCCGCUACACCUGACAGCGCCGCGCGGGAGACGGGCGUGGAGCGGCGUAGGGGCCGGAAGCAGCUGCGGAGAAGAUGGUUGGGGUGUCGAGUGGGGUUGGGCGGCAGCAGCAGCAGCAGCAGCCGCGGGAGCUGGAUAACGGAUCUGUUUCAGAGAUAACACAGAGCAUGGAUGACGACCCUUUGCUUGAUGCACCGCUCCUUCCACCUCAUUCAUUGCAUUCCAGGAUGUGUCCAAGGUUCCACGCCAUACCUACAGUCCUCAUUGCCAAUAUUUUGCUGUUCACGCAUGUUGCUUUUGUUGUUUUGGCUUUUCUGGCAGGCUUAUUCUGCUCUUACCCUGAUGCAAGUAGAGAUAUGUGUCCUCAGCAUUACACUUAUCCACUUAAAGUGCAAACUGUUAUAGUUACUGCCAAAGUAAUUCUCUGGAUCCUGCAUCUGUUUCUCGAACAGUAUAUUCACUUCCACCAUAGCAAGGUCAGAAGGAAAGGCUACCUCCAGAUCUACAGAGCCACAAGGCAUCUUAAGAGAUUUCCACUCCUAAUUCAGUCUACAGGUAAUAUAGCUUUGCUGCUGAUCUUGUCAGCGCAACAUUCCUUUCCUGAUCACAAUAAAAUGUAUCUCUGCUUCAUCCUGGGAAUCUUGAGCGUGGAACUAUUAUGCUCGUUGAUAUGUGUGGUUGUCUACACAGUAAAGGUAAGCAACUUUAACCGGACAAAACCAAGACCUGAUGUAAUAGAAGAAGAGCAGAUGUAUGCUUAUCCUAAUCACACUACCUCAGAAGUUGGAUUCAGGGAAGCCUCAAGCUUGGAAGAAGUAGUUGAAAAACAAGGAGAUGUGAUAGAAUACCUCAAACGACACAAUGCUCUACUGAGCCAGAAGUUGCUGGGUUUAACAUCCCAGCAGGGCAGUGGCUAGCAGUGGCCAGGAAACAGUGGCCAAACAGUAUUAAAAAUGACAGACCAACUUGAACAUUGACUCGUCCUCUCACGGCAGCAAACACAUCUUACGCAAGUUUGCAGUGACAGUUUUCCAGUCCUGGUUCUGAGCAGCUGUCGGACCUCAUCUGGCUUGGUGCUUAAAGCUGCUUGGUUUUUAAAGGACACUUUUGUUUUUGAGAUCCCCCCCCCCC